UUAAAACCCACCUGGCCUCGCCCUUCCCACUCCAUUUCAUUUCAAUUACACCACACCAUACCACUUUCUCUCAUUACUCUGCAGCCUCACUCUCUGUUUUCUUUCCUUUCUAAAACUUUGCUUUAUAUAAUCGGAGCUCAGUGAUCAACCAUCCUAAAAUGUCGGAAACUUGCACAAGGAAGCUUAUCGUUGAAGUCUGCAAUGCAAAGAAUCUGAUGCCGAAAGAUGGCCAAGGCACAGCCAGUGCUUAUGCUAUUGUAGACUUUGACGGACAGCGGCGGAGGACCAAGACCAAGUUCAGAGAUCUGAAUCCAGAGUGGGAUGAAAAGCUUGAAUUUCUAGUCCAUGACACUGACUCCAUGCCCUCCGAGAUCUUAGAGAUCAAUCUUUAUAAUGAUAAGAAGACUGGAAAACGAAGUACUUUUCUUGGUAAAGUAAAGAUCGCUGGGAGUGGAUUUGUUAAAGCUGGAUCGGAAACUCUGGUUUACUAUCCGUUGGAGAAAAGAAGCGUGUUUUCACAGAUUAAAGGAGAAAUUGGGUUGAAAGUUUAUUAUAUUGAUGAGGAUCCACCGGCAGCCCCAGCGGAGCAAAAGCCAGAAGCAACAGCUCCGGCUGCAGCGGAGGAGAAGCCACCUGAGGAUGCUGCAAAACCAGAAGGGGAGAAGAAGGAAGAGAAAGCUGAAGAGAAUAAAGAGGAGAAAAAGGAAGAGCCAAAGGCAGAGCCGUCUACUGAAGCUAAAAAAGAGGAGGAGAAGCCAAAUCCACCGCAGGAGGAAAAAGAAUCAAAAAAACCUGAGGAAGCUUCCCCAGCGCCUCCAGCAGCAGCUGUUGAGGUGGAUAAUCCACCAUCGGCCCACAGUGAGGAAAAGACAUCAAAGCAGCAAAAGGAUAAGCCAACAGACACCGGAAAAAGUUCCGAUUUCACAAUCAACGACCUUGAACUCCGGUCAUUAGCUAGCGAUCGCAGCCGCAGUGCAUACGAUCUGGUAGAUCGCAUGGCAUUUCUAUAUGUCCGCGUUGUAAAGGCCAAAAGAGCAAGCUCUGAAUCUAAUCCUGCAAUGUAUGCAAAGCUUGCGAUCGGUACACACAGCAUCAAAACAAAGAGCCAGAAUGACAAAGAUUGGGACCAAGUUUUUGCGUUUGACAAGGAGGGACUGAACUCAACUUCUCUGGAGGUUUCAGUGUGGGCAGAGGAGAAGAAAGAGAACGAGGAGAAAACAGAGAGUUGUUUGGGUACGGUAUCGUUCGAUUUGCAGGAGGUACCAAAGAGAGUACCACCCGAUAGUCCUCUGGCUCCUCAAUGGUACAGUUUGGAAUCAGAGAAGUCGCUGGGAAAUGACGUCAUGCUGGCCGUUUGGGUCGGGACUCAGGCCGAUGAGGCAUUUCAGGAGGCUUGGCAGUCGGACUCGGGCGGGCUGAUACCCGAGACACGAGCCAAGGUGUACUUGUCACCAAAGCUUUGGUAUUUGAGAUUAACGGUAAUCCAAACCCAGGAUUUGCAGCCAGCUUUGGCUUCCGAACCUAAGGCUAGGAGUCCAGAGCUGUAUGUUAAGGCUCAGCUUGGCGCACAGGUUUUCAAAACGGGAAGGACUUCAGUUGGGUCUUCCUCCUCUAGCUCGGCUAAUCCCACUUGGAACGAGGAUUUAGUUUUUGUGGCGGCUGAGCCGUUUGAACCGUUUUUAGUGGUGACAAUGGAAGAUGUGACCAAUGGGCAGUCUGUGGGCCAUGCUAAAAUACCUAUGGCAGGCAUAGAGCGGCGGACGGAUGAUCGUACGGAGCCCAAAUCAAGAUGGUUCAAUUUGAUUGGCGAUGAGAACAGGCCGUACACGGGGAGGAUACACGUGAGAGUAUGUUUGGAGGGUGGCUAUCACGUGCUAGAUGAGGCAGCACAUGUUACUAGCGAUGUUAGAGCUGCAGCAAAGCAAUUAGCCAAAGCUCCCAUAGGGCUGUUAGAGGUUGGGAUCCGAGGGGCCACGAAUCUGCUUCCGGUGAAAACCAAGGAUGGUACACGUGGGACUACUGACGCUUAUGUUGUGGCUAAGUAUGGGCCCAAGUGGGUUCGGACCCGCACGAUCCUUGAUCGAUUUAAUCCACGGUGGAAUGAGCAGUACACAUGGGACGUAUAUGAUCCAUGCACUGUGCUUACUAUUGGCGUGUUUGAUAAUGGAAGGUAUAAGCGGGAUGAGCCAGGAAAAGAUAUCAGAGUUGGGAAAAUACGUAUACGCUUAUCAACGCUUGAUACAAAUCGGGUGUACCUAAAUUCUUAUUCGCUUACCGUAUUGUUACCUGGUGGGGCCAAGAAAAUUGGAGAGAUUGAGAUAGCCGUUAGAUUUUCAUGCUCAUCAUGGCUCAGUUUAAUGCAAGAGUACGCAACUCCAAUGCUUCCCAGAAUGCACUAUGUGCGCCCUUUGGGUCCUGCUCAACAAGACAUAUUGCGCCACACGGCUAUGCGUAUAGUCACGGCUCGGCUAGCCAGGUCUGAGCCGCCAUUAGGUCAAGAAGUGGUUCAGUUUAUGCUGGAUAGCGACACCCACAUGUGGAGCAUGAGGAGAAGCAAGGCAAACUGGUUCAGAGUGGUUGGGUGCCUCACACAUGCGGCUACUUUGGCGCGUUGGUUGGAUGGGAUUCGCACGUGGGUACACCCACCCACCACUAUUCUAGUCCAUGUGUUACUUGUGGCUGUCGUUUUAUGUCCACAUCUACUGCUCCCCACCGUAUUCAUGUACGCCUUCUUGAUUUUAGCACUGAGGUUUCGAUAUCGCCCAAGGGUCCCACACAACAUGGACCCAAGGCUUUCCUAUGUGGAUGCUGUGGGCCAGGAUGAGCUCGAUGAAGAGUUUGAUGGAUUUCCUACCACACGAUCAUCUGACGUGGUUCGUAUUCGAUACGAUAGGCUGCGGGCUUUAUCUGGGCGGGCACAGACACUUUUAGGUGAUUUGGCAGCCCAAGGAGAGCGUUUAGAGGCGUUGUGUAGUUGGAGGGAUCCAAGGGCUACUGGGAUUUUUAUGGUGUUUUGCUUGCUAGCUUCGUUGGUAUUUUACGCGGUGCCGUUUAAGGUUUUUGUGCUAGGGUCAGGGUUCUACUAUCUCCGCCACCCAAGGUUCCGUGACGACAUGCCGUCUAUUCCUGUCAACUUUUUCCGGCGACUACCGUCGCUAUCAGAUCAAAUUCUGUAGACUGUAGUGAGUGCACUACAGGUAGCCGUUUUGAUUUCUGUAAUAAGAUCAUAAAUUAUUGUUUUAUUGAUUA
Hevea brasiliensis (rubber tree) is the source of this 3249-nucleotide messenger RNA. RefSeq names its product multiple C2 domain and transmembrane region protein 14. The record is from RefSeq and is a predicted model, not a curated record. The transcript has a single exon. Bases 159 to 3176 code for a protein of 1005 amino acids. NCBI's taxonomy places the organism in Eukaryota, Viridiplantae, Streptophyta, Magnoliopsida, Malpighiales, Euphorbiaceae.